CAGGCCUUCCUCGUCGUUCUUUACUUUACCCCCGCAUUCAACCAACAUGGGUGCUAACCUUUCAAAGGCUCUAGGCAAGAUUUUCGGCAACAAAGAGAUGAGAUUGCUGAUGCUGGGGCUGGAUGCUGCUGGGAAGACGACCAUCCUAUACAAGCUCAAGUUAAAUCAAUCAGUCACCACCAUCCCAACAGUCGGUUUCAAUGUGGAGACUGUAACAUAUAAGAACGUGAAGUUCAAUGUCUGGGAUGUUGGAGGCCAGGACAAAAUUCGGCCUUUGUGGAGGCACUACUACACAGGCACGCAAGGCCUUGUUUUCGUCGUGGACAGCCAGGACCGUGAAAGAAUAGACGAGGCGAAGCAGGAGCUGCACCGGAUAUUGAGUGACAGGGAAAUGAAGGAGUGUUUACUGCUCGUGUUCGCGAAUAAGCAGGAUCUACCGGGAGCUAUGUCGCCGGCAGAGGUGACAGAGAAAUUGGGGCUGCAUCGGAUGCGUGACCGCUCUUGGUAUGUGCACCCAAGUUGUGCGACAACAGGAGAAGGGUUGUUUGAAGGUUUGCAAUGGUUGUCGCAGAACGUGAAGAAGCGUCAACAGUGAGCGCUGCAGUUUGCUUUAUCGUCCUAAUUCGACCUCCCUCCCUCGGAGCCGUCUCUAUGUUCAUAAUAUUUCCUUCUGCCAUUAUACCCCAUAUCGUUCCUGCUUGUCUCUCUGGUCAUGGUUCUACGACGCGUUCACGCCCAACAGAUACCUAGUCUGUCUAUGCCCUCCUCCUGAGUUGUCGCCCAGCAGUCUUAUCUUCAUCCCCAAUACACUCCUUACUGCGGUCCACCGAUAAACAGUUAAUACAUGCCGUUUCCAGGA
Heterobasidion irregulare TC 32-1 is the source of this 859-nucleotide messenger RNA. RefSeq lists its product as uncharacterized. Gene Ontology annotation, biological process: intracellular protein transport; vesicle-mediated transport. NCBI's taxonomy places the organism in Eukaryota, Fungi, Basidiomycota, Agaricomycetes, Russulales, Bondarzewiaceae. Bases 47 to 595 code for a protein of 182 amino acids. The record is from RefSeq and is a predicted model, not a curated record. Gene Ontology annotation, cellular component: cytoplasm. Gene Ontology annotation, molecular function: GTP binding; GTPase activity. The transcript has 6 exons.